Messenger RNA from Solanum stenotomum, 1460 nucleotides. Its product is annotated as acyltransferase Pun1-like. Lineage: Eukaryota; Viridiplantae; Streptophyta; Magnoliopsida; Solanales; Solanaceae. The record is from RefSeq and is a predicted model, not a curated record. The transcript has a single exon. Bases 251 to 1303 code for a protein of 350 amino acids.
AAGGAGAGAAAUGGCUGAAGUACUUGCUUCCAAGAAACUCAUCAAGCCUUCUUCUUUAACACCUUUAACUAAAAAAUGGCACAAACUUUCUCUCAUUGAACAAGGCCAAACACACACUUAUAUACCCUUUGGUUUUUAAUACUCCAAAAAUCAAUUAGGUGCACUCUCUAAUCAACCUUCCCAAAUAUCUAAUCUUCUUGAAAACUCCCUCUCAAGAAUUUUAGUGUCCUAUUAUCCAUACGCAGGAAACAUGAAAGAUAACGCCACGAUUCAUUGUAAUGACAAGGGUGUUGAGUUCUUGAAUGUGCAAAUUGAUGCACCCAUGUCACAAAUUCUCAAUCACAAAGAUUGUAGUGCCAAAGAUUUAAUUUUCCCUCCCGGUGUAGCUUGGGCUAAUGAAUCAGAUUACGGCUUGGCUGUGAUUCAGUUGACACAUUUUAAUUGUGGAGGAAUAGCAGUUAGUACAUGUUUGUCACAUAAGAUCGGAGAUGGAUGCAAUGCUAUACAAUUCUCAAUCGAUUGGGCUACAUUAACCCGCGAUCCAAAUGUAGAAAUAAUUCCACCUUAUUACAUAAGAGAUACUAUUUACCCAUCACCACCAACAGGUCCCCUGGAUUCCCCUGUAGUUACAUCAAUAUUAGAUGGUUGUACACAGAAAAGGUAUGUUUUUUCCUCUUCAAAAAUAAAUGCACUUAAGUCCUAUGUUGCUAGUGAAACACAAGUGAAAAAUCCUACGCGUACCGAUGUGGUGAGUGCACUUAUUUUCAAAUGUAUUGCUAAAGCAGUGACCGCGAACUCACGUUCCUUUGUUCCUUCUAAAUUAAUCCAUUACGCAGAUUUACGAGAAAUGAUUUCCCCAAAGUUACCACCUAACUCACUUGGAAAUGUUCUAUCUCAUUUUUCGACACAUAUUUCCAAUGUGGGAGACAUGAACUUACCAAAUAUAGUUAGUGUCAUGAGGAAAGAAAAACAAUUAUUUAGGACAAGAGAUAAUAUCAAAGAAAAUGCAUGGGCUUUGGAAAUUCUUGAAUCAGCUAAAGGAUUGCCACCCCAAAAGAAGGAGUUUGAUGAAUACACUUGCAGCAGUAUGUGUAAUUUUUCUUGUUAUGAUGUCGAUUUUGGUUGGGGAAAGCCCGUGGCUGUGACCAUAGCUAAUGGUCCUUAUAAUAAAUUGUUCAAUUUGUUGAACUACAGAGAUGAUGGCAUCGAAGCGUUCGUUAUGUUGAAUGAACAAGACAUGUCUGUAUUGGAGUGUGAUGAAGAAUUUCUUCAAUUUGCUUCUCCUUAUGAAAAGUACUUUUAGAUGUGCUAAUGAUUUAUGUUGUGAAGCAAGGGUGUUGAAUAAUGAUUCUUUAAGUGGUUGCUAAGUAUCAUUUAAUAAUAUAUCAUGUAUUACUUUAUUAUAUUAUGUUGUACCGUACUGUUUUUAUUCAUACACUGUUUGAAUAUAUUGUAUUGUU